CCUCCAUGGCCACCAGCUAAAAGGGAAAGAGUCCAAAGCUCCAGCGCAGAUCCAAGGAGAAAGCCGGGCCCAAAGUUUCACUGAGCAGCUCCAGGAUGUUCCAGCUGCUUCCGGGUCACACCCAGCCGUCUGGACACCAAACCCGAAAAAGCCGUUUGGUCACCAAAGACGGACACUGCAACAUCGAGUUUGGAAACAUUGAGUACAGUAACCACUUUGCCUUCGUGGUGGACUUCUGGACCACCUUUGUGGAAAUCCGCUGGCGCUUCGUCCUUGUCCUGUUUGUGGCUGCCUUCACUGGCAGCUGGUUCAUGUUCAGCCUCUUGUGGUACUGGAUCGCAAAGAGCAACGGGGACCUGACGGCACAGAACCAAACAGAGCAGCACGUCCGUUGCAUAGACAAUGUUAACGGCCUCACAACGGCGUUCCUGUACUCACUAGAAACACAAACCACUAUUGGUUAUGGUGGCAGGGCGCUGACUGGGCACUGUGCUGGCACGGUGGCUCUGAUUAUCAUCCAGUCUCUAGUUGGCGUCUUCAUCAACUGCUUUAUGUGUGGCAUCAUCCUGGCCAAGAUCUCCUUACCCAAAAAAAGGGCAAAGACUGUCACCUUCAGUAACACAGCGGUCAUCUGUCUGAAGAAAGGAAGUCUUUGUCUCCUCAUCAGAGUGGCCAACCUUAGAAAGACCUUACUGAUUGGAAGCCAGAUUUAUGGGAAGCUGCUGAGGACGACCACCACUCCAGAUGGAGAGACCAUCAUCCUGGAUCAGGUGGACGUUGACUUCAUGGUUGAUGCUGGCAAGGAUAACUUAUUCUUUGUUUGUCCGCUGACACUCUUCCACGUCAUUAACAGAUCAAGUCCAUUCUACGAGCUGUCCGCUGACAGUCUCCCCCUACAGGACUUUGAGUUGGUGGUGUUUUUAGACGGGACGGCUGAGUCUACCAGCUCAUCAUGCCAGGUACGAACCUCGUACGUCCCACAGGAGAUCCAGUGGGGCUACAGCUUCCUCCCCAUCAUCUCCCGCACUAAAACAGGAAAGUAUCGAGUGGAUUUCUCAAACUUUUCCAAAAGUGUCCGAGUUACCACGCCGCACUGUGUCCACUGCUUUGAGACGAACGUAGACCAGAGGACGCCCAACAAGGAGAACCACAUCAACCAGCUGAAGCUGGGCAUCGACAACCUGGGCUUCCAGGUGAUCGACAUUCCUGACCCGGUGGAUGUCACAAAAAUGUGAAACAUACCUAUUCUAGAGGAAAGGUCAAAGCUACCAGGGCUACUGAAGAUAAAAAUAAAAGGAAGAGAAAAUUUCUGCCAAAAAAAUGUUGGAAUUAAUCUAAAAAAUGUUCUAAAGAAAAAAUGGAUGUACAUGUUUGAAAAGUCUAAAAAUUUAAAUUUGGACA
Messenger RNA from Poeciliopsis prolifica (blackstripe livebearer), 1401 nucleotides. RefSeq names its product ATP-sensitive inward rectifier potassium channel 1-like. Lineage: Eukaryota; Metazoa; Chordata; Actinopteri; Cyprinodontiformes; Poeciliidae. Gene Ontology annotation, molecular function: ATP-activated inward rectifier potassium channel activity. Gene Ontology annotation, biological process: regulation of monoatomic ion transmembrane transport; potassium ion import across plasma membrane. The record is from RefSeq and is a predicted model, not a curated record. Gene Ontology annotation, cellular component: plasma membrane. The transcript is spliced from 2 exons. Bases 96 to 1235 code for a protein of 379 amino acids.